AAACAAUCCAGCAUGCAGACCAUGCAGCAGGCCUUUGACUUUGACUAGAGAUUGAUCCGAUUUUUCUCAAUCGAGGAGAGCAUGGCGGAUUUCAUUCCUUUAGUCGCCGCCGGUUCCGCCACCUGGGGGGCGGGGUCCAGCACGGGCAAGAAAAAGAAACGGCACCGAUUGUCGAAUGCCACGGCCUCUCCGCCCAGUGGGACCCCGGUGGGACGCCAGGCCGCCCCCACGCCCCAAGAGGGUGGGCGACCCUUCCGACGGGGUCCGAGUGGGGGCGGAACCGGCGGCAGUGGGGGUGGGAGCGAAGCCCAGAAACUCAAAAGUCGCAUCCGAGACUUCUUAGAGGCCCAUAAAAAUCAGCCUUACAUCGACAUCGAUGGCAUGGCCACGUCGCUUCACACGCGAUAUCCGGAAUACGCUCGCCGAAAGGUACGCGAUUUUCACCGCCAAGUCGAAAACACUUUCGAACGACUUCAGAGCGAGGCCGUAGCCACCUUGUCGCAACCGACCCCGGCUCCGCUCCGCCCCGAGGACUCCGCCCCGCCCACUGCCCCGCCCGACUCCAUGGACGUGGGUGUCUCCAUGUCGGCCACGCUCAAUGGACUGUAUAAAGGCGUGGUCAGCGCUCCCCCCAGCCCGGCCCCCCCGCGACCCGUCCACGACGACAUCACCAUCUUGGACGACGAAAUCACCGUGCUCGAUGACGAUCAGCUCGUCAUGGCCGCCAGCCAUAGCACGGCUCGCCGGAAAGCCGGAUCGUCACCCCUCAAACGCGCGUCCGCCCCCACGCCAGCCCGUUUGAAAACUGAAUCCAAUAUCGAGGAAGAGGCCGUUGAAGGCGCCGGGUCCAAGAGUACCCGUAAAGUCAGACGCAAGGAGGAGCCAUUGAAGAUCGGCAUCUCGCCUCGCACGCUAGCCGAUGUAGGCGGAGUGGACGCGAUCAUUCAGGACAUCUUACAAAUGACCCGCCAUUUGAAGUGUCCCCAGUUCUUUCGACAACUCUCGGUCCUGCCUCCACGCGGUUGUAUUUUACACGGUCCGCCGGGUUGCGGCAAAAGUUUAGUGGCUGAGGCUAUUUCCGGCGAGCUCCAGAUUCCCAUGAUCCGGGUGAGUGGCACGGAACUGGUGAGUGGCGUGAGCGGCGAAUCUGAGGCUAAGAUUCGGGACGUAUUUGAGCAGGCCGGUCGCCAUGCGCCUUGCUUGCUCUUCAUCGAUGGGAUCGACGUGAUUGCCAAAAAACGCGAGAAUGCUCAACGAGAUAUGGAGAUGCGGAUUGUGUCUCAAUUGUUGAGCUCCAUGGACGAGUUGAACCGACAGGAUCAAGUGGCCGCCGCCGCCGCCGCUGCCACCACCACUGCCACCACUACUGCCAAUGGAAGUGAACCGAAUCAGCCACCUGGUGAUCGAGGCCAUGUGUUCGUCAUUGGAGCCACCAGUCGAUUGGAUACAUUAGACCCGGCUUUGAGGAUCGGCGAGCGACUCGAAAGGGAGAUUGCGUUGGGCAUUCCGGAUGAAAAGGCUCGACUACAUAUCUUGACUGUCAUGUGCCAAUCGUUCCAACUGGGCGACGAUUUUGAUCUGCCCUUGUUAGCGCGAUUGACCCCGGGUUAUGUGGGCUCCGAUCUGAAGGGACUGAUCAAAGCCGCCGCUAGUUUUGCCGAGGAUCGCCAUUUCAAGGCCUUGGCUGAGACCUACACAUCCUUGUACAAUUUGACAAACGAACCCCAGAUGGAUCGUGAGCAACUGUUCCAAUGGUGCAACGAGAGCGAGGCUGCCAAAGCCCGCCUACCCGAGCUCAAGAUCACGUUCUCGGAUUUCCAAGCAGCCUUGAAAGUCGUUCAACCCUCGGCGCUUCGUGAAGGCUUCGCUACCGUGCCCAAUGUCAGUUUCGAAGACAUUGGCGCCCUGGAUGAGAUACGAGAGGAGCUCGAGAUGGCCGUCUGUGCGCCAGUCAAUGACCCUGAGAUGAUUGCCCGACUAGGCAUGGAUGGCCCAUCCGGGGUCUUGCUUUGUGGUCCACCGGGUUGCGGGAAAACUCUACUUGCUAAAGCCGUGGCCAACCAAGCCGGCAUUAAUUUCAUCUCCGUCAAAGGCCCCGAAAUCAUCAAUAUGUAUGUAGGCGAGAGCGAGCGGGCCAUUCGUCAAGUGUUUCAACGGGCGCGCAAUUCCGCGCCCUGUGUCAUCUUCUUCGACGAGAUCGACUCGAUCUGUCCCCGGCGAAGCGGAUCUGAUGGCGGGAGCGGCUCAAACCGUGUGGUUAAUCAGCUGCUCACGGAAAUGGACGGCGUGGAAGGACGUCAAGGCGUGUACGUCAUGGGCGCUACGAAUCGCGUGGACAUGCUCGACCCGGCCAUUCUACGACCGGGUCGUCUCACCAAUCAUUUCUUCGUGGACCUGCCGGUAACGGCGCAUUUCAGAUUCAAGGAGUAUUGCCAAGCCCGGAAAAGCGGACUACUCGAUGGCAUAAAACCCGAAGAAAUCACCGUGGCCUCCAGACACNUGGCCGACCGCACGCCCGGUUUUAGUGGCGCCGAUCUAGGCAAACUUGUUCUGCGAGCGGCGCAUUUCAGAUUCAAGGAGUAUUGCCAAGCCCGGAAAAGCGGACUACUCGAUGGCAUAAAACCCGAAGAAAUCACCGUGGCCUCCAGACACUUUCACAUGGCCCUGUCCGUUGUGAAACCUUCCGUGUCAGGUUUGGAGAAGAAAAAGUACGAUCAAAUGAAACGCAAAUACGGCUCUGUGGGUGAGGAUUUUCCGGAGCCAAGUCCUGUCCAACCUUUGGCCGACCCUCAGCUUUUGGGUGAUAGCGUCAUGGACACCACUGCCACUCCUGUUACGACCAAGGGGAUGUUCAAUCGCGAAUCUACCCAUGUGAUACCGACUAUCGUCGAGCCAUCUCGAUUGAACGGAACGACGGGGAAUGAAGAUUCCAUACGAACCCAUCAACCCAUUCCACUCUGAAUGAAUGGCUUUGAAUUCGAAGCGAGACUAAGAGUUGCGUCUUCUUGUUCACGGGACCAAUUGAAUCGCAGGGAAAUUGGAACCAGGCAUAGACUGUAUAUGUGAAUUUUAUGAAAAUGUAUUGUAGUACUGUUGUGAUCGAUCUGCCUGCGCCUUGGUCAAAACUUGGCAGUUUUGAGGCGCAGGUAGAUUAAUCACAUCAGUAGUAUGAAUAAGUGCUUGUCUCGUCAUAGAGUACUAAUUAUCGAUAUAAAGAUAGUGAAGUGCU
Molecule: messenger RNA, 3229 nt
Organism: Tigriopus californicus
Lineage: Eukaryota; Metazoa; Arthropoda; Copepoda; Harpacticoida; Harpacticidae
Product: protein mac-1-like
Exons: 4
Coding region: 82-2961 (959 amino acids)
Biological process (GO): ribosome biogenesis
Cellular component (GO): nucleus
Molecular function (GO): RNA binding; ATP hydrolysis activity; preribosome binding
Source: RefSeq, a predicted model, not a curated record